CCCUUUCCAAUUAUCAAUUUGUUGCAAACAUACGGUCAGAGCGGUAUAGUGCCACAUCCGGUAAUCGGAUAUGCCGCGUGGGAUCCACGUGGAUGACCGAGGCACGUGACCCACCAAUUACCGAUGAAUUUCUCCUCACUCGUCGACUCACCAUCUUUCCUUUGACUCAUUUUCCGUACGCUCGUCGGCCGUCGGUCCACUGUCAACCCAUCAGACAUGCUUCCACGUCCGGCACGGCUGGUCAGACAGUCGCACCUGCUAUGCAGAGGUCUGGCUUCUGCGGUGAGGUUGGAAACAAGGACGACGGUACAAGUGGACGAGUCAUACUUGCCUUUCCUUCACCAUGUCGAUGCAACACGUCGAUUGGCUCCUUUACGGUCAGCUUUACCGGAUGCUCAGCUGGUCACCGACAACCUGUCUCUGGAAGAUGGGUUUCAACCUCUGGCCGGUCCUCAAAUCAGUGAAGAAGAAUUGGAGAGAAGACCUGAGCGUCGGAGUCCUGCUGCUGUCUUGGGGUCGAAACGAAUAGGAUCUGUUAUCCUCCCUCAAGCGUUGAUUGAUGGAGUGCAGAGGGAGAUAUAUGCUGGGGACCCUCGCACAGUCCGGAAAACAUUUCUUGAUCUCCUCGAAUCUUCUCCUAGAAAAUCUAAAUUACUCCCUUCUUCAGAGACUGCUCUGGCUAAAGUCGCUGCUAUUCUCCCUGGCCAAUAUGCCGCCGUGCGCAACAUACUGAAUGAGUUGGACAAAAGAUUGGAGUCGGGUUGGAUGGACGGACCUGUCAUCGACGUAUCAGGGGGCAGUGGGGCAGGUAUUUGGGCCACAAUGGAUUAUAGAGAUCAAUUAGGUUUACAAGACAUGGAAUAUCAACUGGUCCAUGCUUCAAAGCAUGGAAGAGAGUUGGCCAAACGGCUGCCGCCCAAAGUUGUCAUGUCGACUUUUCAUCUCUCCACCCUUCCUACUGUCUCAGCUCGUAAAGUUCACAUACGACAACUUCUCUCUUUGUCUUCGUCCUAUAUCAUCCUUGUAGAUCGCGCAAAUCCAGCAGGAUGGGAAGCGAUCUCAUCCGCUCGAACUCAACUUCUUUCCCUUUCAACUCCUGAGAACCCUUUACAUGUCAUAGCUCCUUGUCCUCAUGAUGGUCCUUGUCCUUUAGUGGGUCUUCGAGAUAUUUGCGGUUUUUCUCAGCGUCUACAACGACCAUCUUUCGUGAGAAAGACAAAACAUUCUAAGAGAGGUGAUGAAGAUGUGGGGUAUACAUAUCUAGUCAUCGGUCGUGGACCACGGCCCGUGAGUGUUAAUAGCAAAGAAGGUAGGAUAGGUGGAGUAGGAUUGGAAGUCGCUCAGAAGGAAAGGGAGAAAAAAGCUGGGAAAAGUGAAUUGCAUAGAGUGGAAGGUGGGGAAUAUGAAAUGGUUUCUUUACUUCCACAUGACCUCUCUUUGGAAACUGCUCAAUCUCCGAAAAUCCCAGAUCUGAGAGGAGAGGCGUAUAGCUGGCCUAGAUUAGUUGCAGCACCAAUGAAACGAUCAGGACAUGUCAUCAUGGAUGUCUGCUGUACCGAUGAGAAAAUCAAGAGAAUCAUCUUUGCAAAAUCACAUUCGAAACAAGUAUAUCACGAUGCGCGCAAGGCGACAUGGGGGGAUAUCUUCCCACAUGAACCUAAAUCCAAGUCUGUGGAUAGGGCAAGAGGAUUGAGAAGACUCAUGCCUGCUGAAGUGGACUUUGACGGUGUGCCUAUGGGUUCUGAGGCGGAAAUGAGUUUAGCUAUGGAGGGAUGGCCUGUUGGGGAGUUGGUCGAAGGAGAUGGGGAAUGGGAUGAGGAUGGAAUAAUCACUUAUCAAAGUCCCUCUCCGACUUUAUCAUCUUCAUCGUUGUCUCAGAGCGAGAUGUCAUCGUUCAGCUCGUCAUCGUCUGAAUCUUCGACAUCCUCAUCAAGCUCAUCACCGCCGUCGUCAUCUCCCUUCUCGUCGAAUGGUCAACGAAGGGAAUUCUCAAGUUCGUCUCGUCGAUCAAGCGUUCAUCCGACUGAUCCUCCUCCUGGUCGUCGAAAAGUCACAAUCUCUCAUCUACGUCAUCUAGCUUCUCAAUCCAUCCCUAUAACUUGUUUAACAGCCUACGAUUACCCAACAUCGUUAAUUUCCGAAACAUGUGGAGUCGAUAUGGUUUUAGUCGGAGAUUCUUUAUCUCAAGUAUGUUUAGGUCAUUCAACUACAACACAAAUAACAUUAGAAGAAAUGAUACAUCAUUGUAAAGCUGUAACUCGUGGAGCUAAAACACCAUUUAUUUUCGCGGAUUUACCAUUCGGUUCAUUCGAAUCUGAUAUUACAACAGGGAUAAAAUCAAGUAUCCGUUUGAUAAAAGAAGGUUUGAUAGAUGGUAUAAAAAUAGAAGGUGGUGAAGAAAUAAUACCUUUAAUAAAACAAUUAAAUAAAUUCGGUAUACCUACAAUACCACAUUUAGGUUUACAACCACAAAGAGCUAUUUCUUUAUCUGGUUAUUUAGUACAAGGACGUGAUUCUUCAAAAGCUUUUGAUAUUUAUGAAUUAUCGAAAAAAAUGGAAUUGGCAGGUUCAACAAUGAUCCUAUUAGAAGCUAUCCCACAUAAAUUAGCGAGUAAAAUAACGAAUGAUUUAAAUAUACCGACUAUUGGUAUUGGAGCUGGAAACGGUACGAGUGGUCAGGUUUUAGUUAUAAGUGAUGUUUUAGGAAUGUAUGAAGAAGGUCUUGGUGGUAAACAAAAAGCUAAAUUCGUAAGACAUUUCGGUGAGGUUGGUAAAGAAAUGAGAAAAGCUGUUGAAGGUUAUGUUAAAGAGGUUAAAUCGGGUGGAUUCCCGAAACAAGGUGAGGAAACUUAUAGUAUGAAAAAAGAAGAAUGGUUGGGUUUUGAAAAGUUGAUCGAAGGAUCAGCUUCGUUUUCUUCUUCAUCUAGCAAAAGAGAAGGAGGAGGAGAGGAUGGGGGAGAGAUUUCAAGGGAGAUGGUGAAAGAAGGGGAAUCCACGGAAGAUGGACAAUAGAAUGGAGGCAAGGGGGGAGGGGGGAAUUUUGUCUCUUUGUCGUGUCGUGAUCACUAGUACUUUCGUGUCAUUCUUGUCGUUGCAUACUUGCAUAUCGUUG
Molecule: messenger RNA, 3112 nt
Organism: Tremella mesenterica DSM 1558
Lineage: Eukaryota; Fungi; Basidiomycota; Tremellomycetes; Tremellales; Tremellaceae
Exons: 6
Coding region: 217-3012 (931 amino acids)
Biological process (GO): pantothenate biosynthetic process; translation
Cellular component (GO): mitochondrion
Molecular function (GO): magnesium ion binding; methyltransferase activity; 3-methyl-2-oxobutanoate hydroxymethyltransferase activity
Source: RefSeq, a predicted model, not a curated record